This is a messenger RNA of Loa loa (African eye worm), 2412 nucleotides long. RefSeq lists its product as hypothetical. The coding region runs from base 1 to 2412 and encodes 803 amino acids. The record is from RefSeq and is a predicted model, not a curated record. Lineage: Eukaryota; Metazoa; Nematoda; Chromadorea; Rhabditida; Onchocercidae. The transcript is spliced from 3 exons.
AUGUUUACCCAAAAUGAGGAACAAUGGAAGGAAACAAAUGAUUUAGGUAGUAGCGAAUAUCGCCAACGUAUUACCCAUGAAAAUAUUUGCAAUUGCAAUAAUAAUUUGCGACGAUAUCAUACGUCACGAUCAUUAUCGCAAGAUUUGCGAAAAUCAACAGAUUAUUGUGCUGGAUUUAAUGAUUAUAUGACAUUAUAUCCAUCAAAUCUUUGGUAUCAAAAUGACCUCAAAAGGCGUAGUCGACAACAAUAUCGUCAUAGUUCAAAUGAUUAUUCCAAUUUCUCCAAUAAUUAUUCUCGUAAUCAACAACGUUAUCGUGAAAGUCGCAGUGAAGGAAGUUAUAAAUGUCGCAAACAUUGGGAUACAUUCGACCAAAUGGUAACCAAUGGUCAAACUGAUCAAUUUGUUGAGGAAAAUUUUAAAAAUCAUCGAACAGUUCGCUUCAUCCCGAUGACAUUUGUUUCGACAUUACCUAAAAAUGAUUCAUCAAAUAUUCAAAUACCUACUACCACUACUACUAUCACUACUACUACCAGUACUACUACUAUCACUACUACUACUACUACUACUACUUCUACUGCCACUACUACUACUACUACUACUACUACUAGUACUGUCUCGAGGAAUAUUCCAAUUGAUAUCGAUAAUUUAUCAAAAGUAGCAACAAAUACAUCUUAUUAUGGACCAUUUCUUGCUCGUAAAAUAAGAAUUACACCAGCAAUAAUACCAAUUACAACAAGAAGAUAUCGAUCAGUUCAUGAGCGUUAUUCAUUGGAACGAAAAUAUUUGCGCAAUAAUGAAUCGAAAAGCGACAAUAAUUUAACAAAUGUGACAUUAUCAGAUGACAAAUUAAACAAUUCAAGAAUUAUAUCUAAUACUAUUCCAAAAUAUAUUUGCAAUGAAUUUGAUGAAAUACCAUUAUUUAUGCCAAAAAAUUCCAAAGCUUAUGAUCAAAUCAAUCUAUCAUCAUCAUCAUCAUCAUCAACGAUGGACGAUAAAUUGAAGAAAAAAUCAUUAACAAAAGAAGAGCAUCAUGAAACUGAAACUGGACAUGAUACAUUAAUGGAAGGAUUAGCAUUGCUAAAAGAACAUCAGAAGAAAGUGGAAGAUGAAAAAGGAAUUUCGGGAAUAUUCGAGAAUAAUCAAAUAAAUAUUACAAAAAAAAAUUCCGAAAUUCGUGAAUAUUUGCAGGAAAAAAUGCAACAAUUUGCAAUUAAAAAAAUUGCAACUUAUUGGCAUAAAAAAACAUUGAAAAAACGCAAUGAAAUAGAUAAUAAAUAUUUAAAAAAAUUAAAUUCGACAAAGAUCAAUGAUCAUUGCUUAUAUGAUAAGUAUAUGAAUGAAAAUGAUAUGAUAAAAUCACAACCAAUAUUAACAACAAAUAUUGAAAAGACAUCAACCAAUGAUAUUAUUAAUGAUGUUUGUAGUAAUAAAUCAAAAUUUAUUAUGGAAAAAUUUAGUGAAGAAGGAGAAAAAUUAUGUAAAAUUUUCAAUGAAGCAGAAAUGAUUAAUGAUAAGAAGAUGGAUGAAUCAAAGAAUGGAAUGAUUUCAACUGAUACAGAGGUUAAAAUAAGCCCAAAGUUAUCACCACCACAUUCACGAGAAAUUUCAUCAACUUAUCCAAUACAACCAUCCAUUGAGAGUCAUGAUCGAGACGACGAUGAAGAAUUUGAAAUCAUCCCAAUUUCAAAAACUGAAAAACCGGAAAGUAACAGGAUACGGGAUACGAUAUUAUCAAGUGCUACAACAACAACUAUUCCCGUUUCCGAAGAAUCUUCAAGACAACAGCCAUCAUUUUACAACGGUCAAAAACAUGAAAGAAUCACUGCCGAAGUAUUUAUUCGAAAUCCAACAAAUUUAAAACCAACAAUAAUUAAUGUUUCUGUUAGUGAUAAGAAAGCUAAAAAACCAUGUUGGAUGAUAUUGCAUACAUAUGAAUCACCAUCAUCUGAUAUAACUGAUAAAAGUAAUAUUACAAGAAAAAAAUUUGAUAAAACAAUGGUUCAUUUUGGAUCUGAUAAUUGUUUGAAUAAAAAAAGCAAUGAAAUGGAAAAUUUAACGAUUAAAAAUCGUCCCGAAACAGGAAAUAAUAUUAUUUCAACUAUUACUAUCCCAAAAUUGAAACAGGAAAUAUUUGAACGAAAUCAAAUAAAAAUGUCAACAAUAUCUGAUUCUGAAUUACGAUCAAAAAUAAAUCUUACAGUUAAAACUCGAUUAAAUACAUCAAUUGAAACAACAGUUAUCAGUGAAUAUAAAGUAACAGUUAUCAGUGGAAGUAAGUUUAUUAGUUAUACGGCCAAACCGCUCAAGCCUGCAUUGAAUGAAUCUGAUAUCGAUCAUAUCACUUCAAUGCAAACAUCAUACAGUAAUUUAUUAUCCAAUAUAUUAACCAUAUCAAAAAUUAAUCGAUAA